Saccostrea echinata is the source of this 660-nucleotide messenger RNA. RefSeq names its product putative nuclease HARBI1. Lineage: Eukaryota; Metazoa; Mollusca; Bivalvia; Ostreida; Ostreidae. The coding region runs from base 1 to 660 and encodes 219 amino acids. The transcript has a single exon. The record is from RefSeq and is a predicted model, not a curated record.
AUGUUUCGACUGUCAAGACAGACAUUUCAAAUCCUCUCUUCAUAUCUAGAGGAAGUUCCAGAGAUGAAGAAAGACGGUAAUGGUGGUAAAGAACGAAUGUCUCCACAAAAAGAUAUUUUAACCACAUUAUGGUACCUAGGGACUCUCGACAGCAUUGACAGGAUAGCAGACCGUUUUGGCAUUUCGCCAUCCUCGGUAAUCAGGGCUAGAGACCGAGUUAUGAAUUCAAUUCUAACUCAUCUCAAGUCAAAAUUUAUAAAAUGGCCCAAUCCCAGUGAAUUAAACCAAAUCGCAAACAAUUUCCAGCAAAAGAACGGAUUUCCAGGGAUUGCUGGUGCAUUAGAUGGGACUCAUAUUAGAAUAGCAAAACCAACAAACCAUGGAGAUUCAUACAUCAAUAGGAAGGGAUUUCCUUCCUUGCAGUUACAAGCGGUAUGCAAGGAAGACAUGAUGUUUACUCAUGUAUUUACCGGAUUUCCAGGAAGCUGUCACGACGCAAGAGUUCUUAGGAAUUCCGAUUUAUGGGAAAAUGGAUUACAAAUGAUUCCAUAUAUAUACCAUAUCAUAGCUGACGCAGCCUAUCCACUAAGAAUAUGGCUACUCACUCCCUACCGAGACAAUGGUCACCUGACACACGAGCAACGCCGCUAUAACAACUAA